UUUUUUUUUCUCUUUCGAUUUUUUUUUUCUUUUUCUUUUUAAAAGUUCAUUGAAUUCAAUGCCUGUCCCUUUUUUCUCUGGUGGUCGUCAACUAUCCAUUGAACUUGCAGAACCAGUGGUUAUUUUGCGUGGUCAUGCAACCGAUCCUACUACUGCUGUUGUACGAGGUGAAGUGGAAUUGUUGUUAUCAAAACCUAUAUUGGCAUCUUCUGUAGUGGUGAAACUAGUUGGUAAAUCUCACAUGUUAUGGCCUGAAGGACUUGGACCUCGUAACAACAAACUAUAUCAUGAAAAGACUAUUCAUGAACAAAACAUUAUAUUACAAUCCUUCCCUGAAGAUAGUGAUCGUACAUUACCAGCAGGUUUACAUCGUUGGCCUUUUGAAUUCCUUUUACCUAAUCGACUUGUUGAAACUAUUGAAGAUGAACUUGCCAAAGUAUAUUAUUAUGUAUCUAGUACUGUUACUCGUAUUGGUAUGGGUACAGUCAAUCUUCGAUGUAGGAGACAAAUCCUGUUACUACGUGCUCUUUCUUGGUCAGAUCAAGCAUUGACUUCUCAUUCUUUAUCCAAUCCUUCCAUCUUGGUAGAAAGGCGUUUCCCUCAAUAUGAUGCUACUAUUUUUAUUGAAAAAUCAAUGGCUUCUUCUGGUACACAGUUUCCUAUCACACUUAUUUUAUCUCCUCACCGAAAACAUGUCCACUUGGAAAGUGUUUCUGUCCUCUUGACUGAAAGAAGAGUGUAUCAACUUCCUGAAUUCGAUGCUAGACGUGGUGAAAUGCAUGAUUACAAGCUUCCUCUCAACAGUGCUCAAAACAUGGCUGAUACCUCUAUAUCAUCUUUUGCUCCUCCCAAUGAUAUUGAUUCUGUUAACCUUCGACGUGCUCUUACUACCAAAAACGCCCAUAUCCCUUUGACUGCCACUCCAUUCCAGUAUCGAUUUGUCUUCACUUUACCCAACUGUAUCAAUCUCAAUCAUACAACUACUUACAACGAAAUGCAUUUUUCUCAUUUUUUGAAAAUCAACAUUGAACUUACUUUUCCUCAAGAACGUGAACAAGAUCAAGAUAAUGACAACACUACGAUAACUGUGGAAGAUAGUUCUAAAGGUAUUUUGCGUACAUCGGUUCAUCUGGAUACACCCAUCACCAUAUUAGAUUGUCGACUUAAGGAUGAUCAUGCUACUUUACCUUCCUAUGAAGCUGCAAGACAUGAUUCGACUGUGGAUAGUGAUGAUUUGGAUGAUCCUACCAAAAGACCUACUGGAUUCUUUUUAUGCCCCUGCUAUUUGGAAUACAAAAAGGAAUGCAAGCAACUCCCUCGACCUGAAUGGAUGAUGGUUCGACAAAAUAUCACUACUCCUCCUCCUCCCUAUUCAAGUAAAUGUUAGUUCCCAUUGGUUAUAUACGUAUUUACUUUAUACCGUUUAUCAUUCUUGUUUUAUUUGCAUACAAUUCAUUUCAUUUUUUUUUCAUUACCUUUCCUUCAUUAUCAUCCCAACUUUGUUUUUUUUUUUCCUUUUUUACAUUCUCAUUAUCUUCAAUUCAUACAUCUUUACACUCCUACAUACAUAUUAUAUUUACUUGAUAAUAAACACUCUGGCACUGUACUGGAACUUUUUUUAAUCAAA
Messenger RNA from Halteromyces radiatus, 1627 nucleotides. RefSeq lists its product as uncharacterized. Gene Ontology annotation, molecular function: protein-macromolecule adaptor activity; ubiquitin protein ligase binding. The coding region runs from base 59 to 1387 and encodes 442 amino acids. The record is from RefSeq and is a predicted model, not a curated record. The transcript is spliced from 2 exons. Gene Ontology annotation, biological process: ubiquitin-dependent endocytosis. Gene Ontology annotation, cellular component: cytosol; cytoplasm; plasma membrane. Lineage: Eukaryota; Fungi; Mucoromycota; Mucoromycetes; Mucorales; Cunninghamellaceae.